Copidosoma floridanum is the source of this 4688-nucleotide messenger RNA. It is a transcript of the gene lqfR, whose product is annotated as clathrin interactor lqfR. Gene Ontology annotation, molecular function: telomeric repeat DNA binding; Hsp90 protein binding. Gene Ontology annotation, cellular component: cytosol. The record is from RefSeq and is a predicted model, not a curated record. Gene Ontology annotation, biological process: 'de novo' cotranslational protein folding. Lineage: Eukaryota; Metazoa; Arthropoda; Insecta; Hymenoptera; Encyrtidae.
CGGAAAAUUUUAAAGAGGAGUGGUUGUAGGUUGUAGGGAGAGAGAGAGAGAAGGAGAAAAAAGAAAAGGAAAGAGAGAACUAGUAUGUGGUUAAACCGCGAGCGCGACAACAACCAUCUGGAAGGACUGGAGGCCUGUCUGUGCGUGUAGAGUACACGGGAAAGUGUGCGGAUAAGGAAUAUCCGGGAACGGGAAGACGUGGUUGUUCGUUGUUCUUCCAAGCGUCCAGGUGCAGGCUGGCUGCUGUUACUGUUCCAAGUAUACACCUGACAAAUUCAUCAGGAUGAUGAACAUGUGGAAAGUGCGCGAGCUCGUGGACAAAGCUACGAACGUGGUCAUGAAUUACACAGAAACCGAGGCGAAGGUCCGCGAGGCAACGAACGACGACGCCUGGGGACCCACAGGUGCAAUGAUGCAAGAACUCGCGCAAGCAACCUUCACGUACGAACAGUUCCCGGAAGUGAUGUCGAUGCUGUGGAAGCGCAUGUUACAAGAGAACAAGCGCAAUUGGCGUCGCACGUACAAGUCACUGCUGCUGCUGAAUUAUCUGGUACGCAACGGGUCCGAGCGAGUGGUGACGUCGUCGCGGGAGCACAUAUACGACCUGCGCUCCCUUGAAAAUUAUACGUACGUCGAUGAGUUUGGUAAAGAUCAGGGCAUCAACAUAAGGCACAAAGUACGGGAAUUGAUAGAUUUCAUUCAGGACGACGAAAAAUUGCGGGAAGAGCGUAAAAAGGCCAAGAAAAACAAGGACAAGUAUGUCGGUUUGUCGUGCGAUGCGAUGGGCAUGGCUUUGGGAAGCAGGGGUGGCGGCGAGAGAUGGAUGGACAAUCCCAAGUGGAGCACCGGCAGCGCCAGCAACAAGUCGGAGGGAUACAACGACUGGGAGAGGGACAACGGGUCGAACAACAGUGACGAUGGCGAAAAGGAAGAUUCGGAUAACGAGGGGCGCUCGAACCCACGCAAAAAUCCAAGUGUGAGCGAUCGGCGCGAGUACUGCGACACAAUGGAGACGAUUGACAGGGUGCCCAAGCCCAUCUCUAUUGCACCAGUGAUCUCCAACGCAUCGCCAGCUCGGACCCCCAAAACGAUAAAGAAAAUUGAUCUUGGCGCUGCUGCCAAUUAUGGUAAAGACCAGCAACAGCAGUCCCAGUCACCGGUAAAUCUCAUGAGAUCGCCCAUCAAGCAGCAGCCAGUGCAAAGAAACAAAAAUGAUAUUCUCAAUGAUAUCUUUGACUCGCAUAAUGACAAUAAUGGUGCUGCGAAUGCGAACAACGACGAUGAUUUCAAUCCACGUGCCGAUAGUUACACGCCAGUACCAUCGGCACAAGGUAGCGGUGAUUUUGGCGAUUUCACUUCAGCUUUCGGCUCACCAACCAUCGGCAGCAAGUCCAAGAAUACCGACGAGUUUGCCGAUUUCUCGACUGCCUUCGAUUCUGGACUGAAUAUCUCGCAGCCAGCAGCAGCAGCAGCAACGGUACCACAGCAGCAGCACCAGCCACAGAUUUCGUUGUUGGGUGCGACUAUCCCCAACAUUGGUAAUCCAAUGGCAGACAAUCUGAUAACACCGAAAAGCGCACAGAUCAACACUGGCUUUGGUACUGGUAACGAUCUGUUUAAUUCGUCGCUCAAUAACCAGUCCCAGAAUAUUGAUAGCAGUAAUAUUAACAACAACAAUACAAUGCUGUCAAAUACCGAUUUGCUGUCUGAUUUGUCAAGCUUCAGCGCUCCAAUGGUGCCUUCCAUGAAUCAAACAAACAACCUGAACAACGCAAACUUGUUCAGUACGGAUCCGUUCAACAACUCAGCUUUGCCAGCCGGAUCCAAAAAGACUCAUCAAACGCUCAUGACGGAUUGCCUCCUGGAUACCAUUCGGUUCGUUCUUGCAAACAAGAGUCAAAGCAGCAUUAAAAAACUACAAGCUCAGAUCUUAGAGUACAUAAAGAUUCUACCGGGUCUGGUGACACCACAAAAAUUCGUGGGCCAGGAUUGCAAUGCUCAGAUAGAUCUUGUAACGUACAGUAGGAUUCUUGAGGAUUUGGCGGAUGCGUUCGACUCCAGUUGGCCGCUUAACGACGGUAAACUGGAUACAGCUGUUCGCGACUUGUUCGUCGUGGAUGGUGCGAAUUGUCAGAUUUUAAACGAGUCGCUGUUGAUUCUGACCCAAGCGAUGAAGAGGACCGAGGAUGCGAAAAUUAUCAAGUGUUUCGGUACCUUACUCGAAGAGCUAAUGAAGAGUGACGCGCUGUUUUCGGCUCUGGUGCAGUCCAGCCGAGCUGGCGAAAUCGGUGAUUUUGAGAAGAGCGCGGAGGAAGAAUUGUGGCAGAGUGUCGUUCAGAUAAUCGUUUCUCUACCCAAUCACGUCGCCAAUAAAAUGCAGAUGCACCUUUUGGAACUGUUCAAGUCAAAAUCCUUCGCCAAAGUGCUCAUCUACCACGUCUGCCGAGCAAUUUAUUUCCUCAACGAGGCACUGCAUCUUCACGAAAUCGAUAUCGACACGAAAAUCACAUCCAUGAUGAUCAGCAAAAUGUUCCUGGUCUCCAACACCGACGAUCUAACUCCCUUUGUCGAUAUCACGCUGGAAUGGUGCGUCUCGAACAUAAACGCCAUUCAGACCUGUUUGCUAAGGAUACUGUCGAACGUGCAAAGUCACAGCGUCGAAAAUCUGGCGAUCACGUUCCUAAAACACCAGAAAUUUGCGCCCGAGGUCUUUGGUGACCUGACCAAAAACGAAGUGUGGCGCCACACUCUCACAACCCGAAUCCCCAUGAUGUCGUGGUACAAUGACGAGAGAUUGGUGAAAAAUCUCGUGUCCUAUCUCCACCACUCGCAAACGGACGACGAUCGCAUACUCGUCGAUUUGGUCGCCAAUCUGCUGGACGUGUGGGGGGACAAGAGUGCCCUGAACCACACGACGUUCGAGCAACACCUGUACAUCACCAAGAUCAUCCUACUGGCUGUGAGAUGCGCGAAGGACAGUUUAACUCACCUGGAACGGGACAAACUGCACAAACUGACUCUAGGAGCUGUCGCGGCCCACUUGGGCUCGCCUCAGGUAGAGGUCCGUGCCGUUGGGAUGAUAACUACCGAGGUGCUGGUGGGACUCUUGAAGAGUCCUGGGAGCCCGGAUCUGAGCUUUGGGUACGAAGGGAUGGGCGAGAGCGCCUUGGUUCUGGUAGAGUCGUUGAAAAACCUGACGAUUCAAGGGACAAAAAGCACCGAGUGCGAGACGAGAGGCGAGGAUCUGGUCAUCGGUGAUAUUGAAUUUUCCAGCCUUGGCAGCAAGAAAGUCUAUGAGCUUGGAGUCGAAACCAAGAUACUGAAAACCGCUGUUGCUCUAAAGACCGAUGAAAGCAACUUGCAGACCGUAAAGAUCGAGCUCCCGAAGAAAAUAAACAGCUUCCCAAAAAGAGUCCAGGUGGAAGAAGAGCUCGACAGCGACGACGACCUCGAGCCUUACGACAUGUCGAACGACGUGGCCCAAGUCGAGCGCCUGCGACCGCUAUACCUCCGUGAUCUGCGGGACAACCUCGUCAACGUUGAGAACAACGGCCGAGACGACCCGGACGUCUUCUCCGAGACGCUCAAGUUCAGUGAGCAGCUGAUCCUCGCUCAGCUAUCCAACGACGACGCGAGCUUUGCGCUCGAGCUUCUCAUGAUCUUUCUGAAUCUAGAGGCGAGGAGUCCUGCGGAUAACUUUGAGCUCCUGACGUUCAGAGCCUGCGUGGCCAUUGUAACGGUGCACCCGAAGCCCUGCGCCGAGUACCUGGCCAGAGAGUUCCACACGGAAAUAUCCAAAUACUCCGUGGAGAGGAGGUGCUUUUUGUUGAACGUCCUCGCAGAGGCUGCCACGAGAUUGGCCGCUCUCGACGUUCCCAAAGAAGAGGGCGAAAGCACCGUCGUUUCUGAGAAGAAAAAAAAGAAACCAGCUGGGCCCGUGAAUUUGUACAUAGAAACCGACAGAACCAAACAGUACCAAAUACUCUACGAGGACUGCGAUCCGGACGACGUCGAACCGGGCGGUAGCAUCGACUGGCGCGAGGUCGUUCAGAGCAGGAUAUUCUCCAAGACACGUCACUUUGCUCACGCGUCCAAGCGGUCCAGGACCCACGUGAACCGCUUCGCCGGUGUAGCCUCGUCCUUCUUCUUUCCCCUGAUCAACGGCACGUGCAGUCGCAAUCGCAGUUUUAUGUACGAGUUCCCCAAGAGCUACCAAGACCACGGAAACUAUCUGCUUACACACUACCUCGACACCCUGGCUACUGUGGUAAUAUCGGCUCAGAACUGUCCUCAGGCCACGAAAAUGUCAGCCGAACUGCUCGAGCUCUUGUGGAUCCUGAGGUACCAAGAAGAAGCGAGGGUCAGAUUGGCGGUGAUGAAGUGCGUGGCUGCCGUGCUUAUCGCUGCGCCGGAGUUUGAUGUCAAGGGACAGCUACUGAACGGGCUGCUCGAGUUCAGAAUGUGGCUGCUGGACGCUGCACAGGAUACUAUUAAAGGCGACCCGGACAGGUCUUGUAGGGAAUUUGCCGGGCUCGUGUUGGGUCUCAUGAACUCGGUGCUAAAAGACUUGGCCGAUGGCGUAUGAAUAAUCGCGUGAAUUGGCUUUUUUUUUUUUUUAAUGAUUUAGUUAUUUUUGUAUUACGACCUUGGAUUAUGAAUUUUGCUAGAUCUAAGCCAUGUGUGUACAU